AUUGGCAGACCUGGCACGUUUACCAGGGACUUUAUAUCAGUUUGCAUUUUACAAUUCUGCUUGUUUAGGUCUUAGGACAAUCAGCCAUCAGUGGCCUGAAGAUAAGAAGUCUCCCCAGAAGUGUAUCUCUCUUGAUGGUGCAGCAGUACUUUUGAUGCUGGGCACAGGGAUUUAAAUCUGACGCAAGACCUUAACAGAUCAUAUGCAGUCUCAGCGUGUGGAGGUGGUGGACCAUCCAAAUGGCUCCCGGAUUGUCUUCUCUGGGGAUGAAGCCUCUUCCGGUCAGCAGCAGUUCCUGACAUCUCCAGAGCUGAUUCAAGAGGUGAUCAUCUCCCCUGGUCUCCCGACGCCUCCGCUGAGCCCUUAUCGCUCUGCAAGACUGCCAUCUGGAGAGUUGCAGGUCUCAGAGAUGAAUGGAAGUGGCCCAACCACUCUUAGCUUCGGAUCAUAUUAUGGCCCCGCGCAGUCACAUGGUGGGCUGGCCAAUGGCGUGCAGGGCAUGGGCUCUGCAACUUUGCCGCGCAGGUCGGCUCCCACCAGGGAGGAGAGGUUCAUCAAGUUCUCAGGGAUCGGGCCAGUAGAUGAGACUGGGAUGCCCAUCGCCUCCAGAUCAAGUGUGAACAAGCCCAGAGACUGGUACAAGAGCAUGUUCAGACAGAUUCACAAAAAGCCAGAAGAACCCGAGCUGGAGGCUGCAGAGCGGUGGGCAGCUGAACGGAUCCAGACAUCUGCUAAUACAGAGGACGAGAACGAAGCGGACAAGAAUCUCUUCAGACUCACACCGUACGGAGCCCUGCCAGACUGGAGUGAGGAUGUAGAUAAGCUGUCAGACCCAGGAAAGCAGCAGCCUCAGCCGAAGAGCAUAUUUGACUUUGAGCCUGGUCAGAGCACCGCCACCUCAGAAAACCACAGCCAGGGUUAUCGCUCUGUGAACAAACAACCUGAAAAACCCCGUUCCCCUUCAAUAGAGGCCAGCCUGGUCUCUGAGCUGAGUCGGUUUGAGGCUGAGCUAGACUCGGAGAUCCAGGGCCUGGAGAGGAGCCUUUCCCAGAAGGAGCAGCGGCGUCGAGGCCGGGGUGAGGAGGCCAGAGGCAGGGAUCCAGGACCUGCUGCAAGGACUGGGACUACCAACUACAGCUCUUUGCCGGCGUCAAAGCAGCCUGUCCACCGUUCUGUUGGCCCAUCAUCAGCCUCUGCUCCCACAUAUGAACGCCUCUCCCCUGCAUACGACGCCAUGGAUCUCCCACCUAAGAGAGAGGAGAAGAAGAUGAAAGCAGCGAGAGCCAAGUUCAAUUUCCAGGCUCAGUCACCAAAGGAGCUGCCACUGCAGAAAGGAGACAUUGUUUACAUCCACAGGCAGGUAGACGCCAACUGGUUUGAGGGAGAGCAUCAUGGGAGAGCUGGGAUUUUCCCCACUGCCUAUGUGGAGAUCCUUCCUCCUACCGAGAAGCCGACGCCUAUAAAGUCUCCUACUCUGCAGGUGUUGGACUACGGGGAAGCAGUGGCUCUGUACAACUUUAACGCGGACCUACCUGUGGAACUAUCUUUUCGUAAAGGUGAGGUGAUCAGUGUGACCAGGCGUGUGGAUGACAGGUGGCUGGAGGGGAGGAUCUCAGGGACCAGCCGCAGCGGCAUCUUCCCCGCCAACUAUGUCCAGGUCAACAAGAUGCCCCGCACCAAGUACUCCACGGACGACUUCACGAUGGGCCCCAUGUCUCCCGUCUCACCUGGACCCCAGAGUCCGGGCCGCCCGCUGCACUCGCCCUGCCCGCGAUCACCAGUCUCCCCUUUCACCCCCACGUCCCUCAGCCCAGAGCCCGAGCACUCCCCGCUGAAGCCGUCCUCACCUGUACCUCAUGGCAGCACAGCCUCACAGUCACGCCCCUUCACCCCGAAAACCAAAGAAACAACUUGGCCCCACAACACCUCCAAACCCACUUCACCCACCAACCAGAACAGUCACUGGGGCGGAUCAGCUAACCAGAACCCCAUAGCCAGAGCCGUUUCACCAUCCACGCAGUCGCCGCCAGCAUCCACACACAGAGCAGGAGCAGCCACAGCGAGCACCCCAAGAUACACUGACCCCUCGCAGGGUGGAAUAACAAAACAGGCGGCCCCAACUAAUCCACAUGACAACUCCUUCCCGCAAAUGCAAGUGCCAACCAACCCCGGCUCCUCAGUGGUGCAACGCCAACCAUAUAAAGCUGUUUACAACUACAAACCACAGAAUACAGAUGAAUUGGAACUGAGGGAAGGAGACAUUGUACAAGUGAUGGAGAAAUGUGAUGACGGCUGGUUUGUAGGUACGUCAGAACGGACUCGCGCCUUUGGGACUUUCCCAGGGAAUUAUGUGGCUCCGGUUUAACUUCCUCACUUCCUGCUUGCCCACAGCCACCUGGACUGAUGACUCUUUAGACCAGCUUGCUUCAUUAAACAGCCCAGCCAGUCACUCCAGCCACAUGACUGCGUCCUGCUCUGACACCCCAGCACUUCUUUUAUCCACCACCCAGCACUCCCAAACCUGGUUUAGUCAGGCCUGCAUGUCCAACACAGCUGCUCCGCUCCGUUUCCCAGAACAGAGGCAAAGGCAGGAACAUUGCGUGGUUUCUCACCUCACCUCUUUGCAUGUGUGUGUGUGUGUGUGUGUGUGAGUGAGUGUGUAUGUGUGUGUGUGUGUGUGUGGUCCACAGAGACUUUCGAAUGUUUUCACACACGCCACUUGAGAGGGAAGAAUGAAUGCUGAUGAUACUGUUUCAGAUGCAAAGAAAAGACUUUUUUAUCCCACAACUAUUCACAGCUGCAGGGAGUUUUACAUUCCAGCCCACAGAACAACACUGUUCCUCCUGAGGUCCUGUAAUACAGGGCGAUGCUGCGUUCAGCUUUCUGUCACCUAAGUGCCAUCACAAAUCACAGAUGGACAUGGAGUGCCACAUUCUGAUGACAUAUGAUCUUGUGAUGAACGUCACUCUAAAAUGAUGUCCCCAAACUUUAUUUCAGAUCUUUGAAAAUUCCCCGGAUGAGUUUGCGUCAACGCCAGCAUGACCAUCUGUAGACAACGUUGUGCUUUAAAUAGAGCAAAGAUGGCUCAGUCUUGUCUAUUAGGUUUACAGUCUUCCAUAAGGCUAUGCAGCGGAACAAAUAUAAUUGAUGCAUUUGUUGCUGUCUUGUUGCUUUUUGGUGAAAUGUUUGCAGAGGUGUCUUGAUCAGUGGAACAGUGAAGGUGAACGCAAAGGACUACAGAAAGAAAAUGAGCUUUAAUAAGAUUUACUGUCCUCUGUGACUGAGUUUCAAACGUUGGUAAGAGCAGGGGCUGUACAGGAUCAACUGUGUGUGCAUCCUAAUUGAAUCUAAAUGAAUCCUCCACAGCAAAAUGUCAAAUUUUAUGUGAAAAACGUUAUGUGAAGUAUUCCUGUAUGUGCCAAUUCUAACAUGACGUGAAAUGCUCUGCUAAGACACUCCAAUGGACAUUCCCAGCUUAUUAUAUUUCUACUGCAAGUUAUGAUUGCUACUGCUUUUUUUUCUCUCUGCUUGGCAGUCUCACUCUGAUAACAGUGUUGUUUGCGCCAGUGUAACCAUCGACAAGUGUGGCAUUUGUAAGCCCGAUUAGAAAUCCCUAUCAUGAAGUCUGUCGCAGUUCCAUUUGAUAUAUCCUUCCUUUCACUGUAAAAAUGAAUCAUAAUGUACUAGACACAACAGAUGAUUGUACAGACUGUAAUCAAAUGAAAAGUAUAAUAUAUUUUGCUUAUAUAAACAAUGUAUCUCAACAAAUGGUACGCAAACUUUUUUUAAAAUAAUACAAUGAAAAAAGUACAGUGAUAUUAAAACUAGCUUUCAUUUGA
Myripristis murdjan (pinecone soldierfish) is the source of this 3839-nucleotide messenger RNA. It is a transcript of the gene sorbs3, whose product is annotated as sorbin and SH3 domain containing 3. The coding region runs from base 203 to 2365 and encodes 720 amino acids. The transcript is spliced from 21 exons. Gene Ontology annotation, molecular function: protein binding. The record is from RefSeq and is a predicted model, not a curated record. NCBI's taxonomy places the organism in Eukaryota, Metazoa, Chordata, Actinopteri, Holocentriformes, Holocentridae.